AUGACUGGCACGGUGAAUCCAGCGUGGUGGCGGCGGCGCCCAAUCUCCACCGCAGGCACCAACUAUCCAACGGCCCGCCGCCACACACGUGUCAGGCUGGGCGUGAUCAGUCAUGCGCCGCCGUGGAAUAUUUUCACGGCCGUCAACCGUCAAAUGGCGGAUGAAAGUUUUACUAUAAAAGCGACCGGUCAGUCAGUAACAAGCGCUCUUCUCCUUUGCCCCUACCAGUGUGUUCUUAGCGAGCGAGCCAUGGAUUCCAAGGCCGAUCGCCAGGAUUUGCUCUUCUACCUCCUGCCGCUGAUCCAUUCCAAUGCGCCGAGUUUCCUGCCGCUGCUGCUCGCGCUGGGCGCGGUCCUUGCCGCGGCGGUGGCGAUCUUCCGCUGGACUAGCCGUGGGGGAUGCGCGUGGGCGGAUCGAUCCAGCACCAUCCCGGGGCCACGCGGUCUGCCAGUCCUUGGAUCGCUGCUGGAGAUGGGCGAUCUCGCGCACCACCGCCUGAGGAGCCUCUCGAUCGCGCACGGCGCGCGCAAGCUCAUGGCGCUCAGCCUCGGCUCCACGCGCGUGGUCAUCACUAGCGCUCCCGAAGUGGCGCGGGAGAUCCUCACCAGCGCUGCCUUCGCGGAUCGUCCUCUCAAGCAAUCGGCAGCGGAGCUCCUGUUUGGCCGCGCUAUCGGCUUCGCCCCCUACGGCGAUUACUGGCGUGGCCUCCGCCGGAUCGCCGCCAAUCACCUCUUCUCUCCGCGGAGGAUCGCCGCCCACGAGCCGCAGCGCCAGCGCCACACCGAGGUGAUGAUCGAUGCCAUCGCCAGCGCCGCCGGCAAGGAUCAUGGCAAGAGCGUCGGGAUUCGUGGAUUCCUCCAGCGUGCCUCCUUGGCCAAUGUGAUGCAGGGUGUGUUUGGGCGGUGCUACAGCGGCGCCGAGGAGGCGGAGCUCCAGGCGAUGGUGCGAGAGGGAUUCGAGCUCCUGGGAGCUUUCAACUGGUCGGAUCAUCUUCCCCUGCUCCGGGCGAUCAAUGUGGACCCCCACUCGAUCCAGGAGCGCUGUUCCAAGCUCGUCCCUCGCGUCCAGAAGUUCGUCCAGGCGAUCAUCGACGAGCACCGCCAGGCGCGCAGCGGCGGCGAUGAUCGGGAGAGCUCCGAUUUCGUGGACGUGCUGCUGAAUUUGAGCGGCGAGGAGAAGCUACAGGACCAGGAUAUGAUCGCUGUGCUCUGGGAGAUGAUCUUCCGCGGCACUGACACCACUGCAAUCCUCACGGAAUGGAUGCUCGCGGAGCUGGUCCUCCAUCCAGAAAUCCAGCGCCGCCUCUACCACGAGAUCGAGGAGCUCCAGUCCAAGAAAUCGCCACCAUCGCCACUCUCCGAUCAGGAUGUCGCAAGAAUGCCGCUACUCCAGGCCGUGGUCAAGGAAACUCUCCGCCUCCAUCCACCCGGUCCCCUCCUCUCGUGGGCUCGCCUCUCCACCCAGGACGUUACCAUCGCCGGCCACCACGUACCGCGCGGUACCACCGCCAUGGUUAACAUGUGGUCGAUCACGCACGACCCGGCCGUGUGGAGCGAGCCCGAGCUGUUCGUCCCGGACAGGUUCCUCGGUGUGGAGUUUGAUGUCAAGGGGACCGACCUGAGGCUGGCACCGUUUGGAGCUGGACGAAGGGUGUGCCCCGGCCGAGCUCUCGGGCUCGCUACUGUGGGUCUUUGGCUCGCCAAGCUCGUCGAAAGGUUUGAGUUUGUGGAGGACAAGGAGCGUCCCGUGGAUCUCAGCGAAGUCCUCAAGCUUUCGUGCGAGAUGGUGAAUCCGCUGAGUGUUGGUGCUGUGGAGAGGUGCCCGAUCGCUGCCAGCUCGUGACAAGUUCUCAAGUAUCAUCGUCGUCUUGGGUGGUUUCAGCAGGGAAGAUCAAACAAGGAUGAGAAAAGUGAAGAGAUCAGCAGCACCACCAACCUGAGCAUUUGUAAAAAUGCAUCGUCAUCCUCUCUUCAGUCUUGCGAGAGCUUUGGUUCUUUCGUUUUCUUGCACUUAGUUCCUUUCGUUCUUAGAGAUUUUGCUGACUUUCGGGCUCGAGAUCUCUGGAUUGGAAGUGUCUCCAGAGAUCGAAAAGUCCCCUUUUUUUGUACUUGGGGUCUUUCUUCUGUAUAAAACUUGCAUCUUCUAGAGAA
Molecule: messenger RNA, 2150 nt
Organism: Selaginella moellendorffii
Lineage: Eukaryota; Viridiplantae; Streptophyta; Lycopodiopsida; Selaginellales; Selaginellaceae
Product: cytochrome P450 78A4
Exons: 3
Coding region: 1-1842 (613 amino acids)
Molecular function (GO): heme binding; iron ion binding; monooxygenase activity
Source: RefSeq, a predicted model, not a curated record